Messenger RNA from Haemonchus placei, 351 nucleotides. The record is from the annotation of a GenBank genome assembly. Lineage: Eukaryota; Metazoa; Nematoda; Chromadorea; Rhabditida; Trichostrongylidae.
AUGUUGCUCACUUUGGUAUUGUUGGCUUCCUUCCUGACAACCUUCGGCGUUCAAGGCUAUAUCAGGCUUCCCCUACCGAAAGAUGGGUUACUCGCACUCGAGUAUCUCGGCAGAAUGUACAACGACGACCUUAUAUGGAUGGACGAUUUGUCGGACAUGGACCCAGGACCAGAAGAUGAUUACGACGAAGAUGAUGAUCUGCGGAUACACGGAGAAGCAUGCUUCUUAUAUACCGACCGUAGAACAUGGUAUGAUAAAGUUAUAAAAGGCUUCAACAACGUUUUCCAUAAACAUGGAAAAGAAGUGAGUCGAAUUCAUCUGAAUUCUCAGUUUGCGUCAAUUCUUACGUAG